UACUUACCUCGUCGUUUAGCUGUCCCUUUGAGGCCAUUAUCACCGAUUCGUUAAUGAAAAUAGGGUUUUAAUUUGUUGUGUUUUUUGUUUGUUAUUAAUAAUGCCACCUAAAAAGAAAGCAGCUAAUGGGUACAAAUUUGCAGAACCAUUACCGAAAGGCAUAAUCUUAGAAGACAUUGGCAAAAAGAAGUGGAGUUUGGGAGUAUCAAUUGGUAAAGGUGGAUUUGGGGAAAUAUAUAGUGCCCAAGAAGAAGGAGCUAAAGGAAAUAAGUACCCUUAUGUCGUGAAAAUUGAACCCCAUGAAAAUGGGCCUUUAUUUGUUGAAGUCAAUUUUUAUAUUAGAAAUGCCAAACUUGCUGAUAUUGAAAGUUUCAAGAGAGACAACGGUCUUAAAAUGCUUGGUAUGCCCGUAUAUUACGGAUCAGGAUCUCUCGAAUACAAAGGUGAAAAAUACAGGUUUCUAGUAAUGGAUAAGUUUGGAUCAGAUCUGCAUAAACUGUAUCUCGAAAAUGGCAAAGAAUUCCCCACAGACACAGUAUUUAAACUGGGCAUACAGAUAAUUGAUGUGUUAAAAUAUAUGCAUGAGAAGGGUUAUGUCCAUGCUGAUAUUAAAGCAGCAAAUUUGCUUAUGGGAUUAUCAAAAGAAACUCAAAACAAACAAGUAUAUUUAGUAGAUUUUGGUCUUGCUACAAAAUAUAACUUGGACAAGGAAUUUAAACCUAAUCCUAAAAAAGCCCAUGAUGGAACUAUAGAGUACUUAAGUAGAGAUGCCCAUCAAGGAGUCCAAACACGCAGAGGCGAUUUAGAAAUUCUAGCUUAUAAUAUGAUCCAUUGGUUGGGCUGUAAACUCCCUUGGGAAGAUAACUUAAAGGAUCCCAAAAAGGUACAAAAUAGUAAGGAGGAAAGCAUGUCAACAGUCGAUAAAAUGGUGAAAUCGUGUUUUGGAUCAAAAUCUGCUCCGAAAGGAAUCGUGAAUUUCCUGAAAUAUUUAAAAACCCUAAAAUUCGACACAGAGCCUGAUUAUGAAAAAAUUCAAAAAAUAUUCACAGAAGGUAUUAAAGAAGCUAGCGGUACUCUGACAUCACCUCUACAGUUUUCAGUAAAGAAAACUCCUUUAAGGAAGGUGAAGACGCCAGUUCCUAACAGCAGGAGUAAUAAAACUAAAGAAAAAGUGACAAAACAUACAGAGGAAAGCACUCCGAAAGCUGCUAAAACAGGAAAACCCAAGGAUUUAGUUACAGUGAUUCAGGAUGACAGUGAUAAUGAAGAGGGUGACUAUCAAAGUGAUAGUGAUGCCACAGUUGUUCCAAAGCCAAAAACAAAGCUGAAAAAGGAGAACUUCAAAACAAAGAAUAUGAGAGCUAAAAAGAUUGAAGUAAAUAACAGCGAUCACGAAUCUGACAGCGAACAAGAGGAGCCUCCGCCUAAAAAGCUGAGGCAAGGGAAAAAGGAUGACAUUCCAGAAAAGAAAAGGAACCUUCGGGCUAGAAAAAUCGAGGUUAAUGACAGCGAUCGUGAUUCUGACAGCGAACAAGAGCCUCCAGUCAAAAAGCCUGUCGUUGCUAAGAAAACUACUACUAAAUCAAAGAAGGCAAAGAAAAAUGAUACAGAAAUGAUUCACAGUGAUUCAGAAAAUGUAACGGUAAGGAAGAAAGUAAACACUAAUAGAAAUCAAGCAACGAAUUUAAAAAAAGGGCAAGCAAUGUCGCUGAAUGAUAUUAACAGUGCUGUAGGGUUAACGGAUGCGAUGAAGGAAGUCAUGCGUAAACGGCUCAAUAAAGCACCAAAGAAGAAAGGUAAAAAUAAUGAUGAUCUCAAUGGCAAAGCUAUUACAGAAGCAGAUGAAUUGUUGGGCUAUAAUGAUGAAAUGAGAGAAAUAGCAUCAAAAAAGAAAACCAACCAAGCAGCGUCUACUUCAAGGUCUAAAAGAAAAAUUAUUAAAUCACCAAUAGCAAAUGGCGUUAUAAUAGAGGGUUCAGAUUCAGAAUGAAAUAUGCAUUUUAGUGUAUUAUUUAUUU
Molecule: messenger RNA, 2018 nt
Organism: Sitophilus oryzae (rice weevil)
Lineage: Eukaryota; Metazoa; Arthropoda; Insecta; Coleoptera; Curculionidae
Product: serine/threonine-protein kinase VRK1-like
Exons: 10
Coding region: 101-1990 (629 amino acids)
Biological process (GO): peptidyl-serine phosphorylation; signal transduction
Cellular component (GO): nucleus; cytoplasm
Molecular function (GO): ATP binding; protein serine/threonine kinase activity
Source: RefSeq, a predicted model, not a curated record